Pectinophora gossypiella (pink bollworm) is the source of this 587-nucleotide messenger RNA. RefSeq lists its product as uncharacterized. Gene Ontology annotation, biological process: tRNA processing. Lineage: Eukaryota; Metazoa; Arthropoda; Insecta; Lepidoptera; Gelechiidae. The transcript has 3 exons. The record is from RefSeq and is a predicted model, not a curated record. The coding region runs from base 108 to 470 and encodes 120 amino acids. Gene Ontology annotation, cellular component: nucleolar ribonuclease P complex.
GUCAUUACUGUCAUUUUUCUGCGUUUUAGGUUAUAUUUAUUGAUUGAUAACAAAAUAAAGUUUUUAUGUAAGUUUAAAGCAUUUGUAAAUGAAAACUUAUUAAAAAUAUGAAGAAAGUGCAAGGAUACGAUUCCUUUCAACGUAUGAAUUACCUGUAUCAAAUAAGUAAAUAUAUCGUUGAUAAGAAUCCAGCACUGUCUUCGUACUACGGGAAUCUCAUAGUGAAUGUGGCGAAAAAGAAUGUUUUAAAAAUACACCCAGAAAUUAAGAGACAGAUUUGCAAAAAGUGCAAAUGCAUGCUGGUACAUAAAACCUCAGCGUCAAUGAAGAUUAAAAAUAAAAACAAGUCAAAGAUUAUAGAGUGGACGUGCCAUACUUGUGGGAUGAAGAAGAUUUUACCUACAUAUAAGGAUAGAGACAAUACAGUGUGGCUUGAAAGACCUGAAGCUGUUGUAGAAAUUAUUAGUUAAGAAAUGAAAAUUAAAAAGAAAAGUGUAUCAGUAAGUUAUGUCAAUGUUUUAUUUUUAUAGCUGCUUAAGUUGAAUUUUAAAAUAAAUAAUAUAUUUUUUAUUAUAUUGCAAUAAGUA